GCCCCGAUGGUUCGGUCCGCGCCGGGGGCGGGGCCAGGGCGCCCGCGGGAAAUUUGGCGGGAACCGCGCCCGCCCCUUCUUCCCUUCCUUCUUUCUUUGCUAUCGCCGCGCACUCUGCCGCCAUGGAGCAGCGCCGCGUCACCGACUUCUUCGCGCGCCGCCGCCCCAGGCCCCGCAUCGCGCCGCCCAAGCUGGCCUGCUGCACCCCCAGCCCCGCCAGGCCCGCACUCCGCUCCCCGGACUCCGCCACCAGCGGCAGCCGCAAGCGCGCCCGCCCGCCCGCCGCACCCGGACGCGACCAGGCCGGGCCACCGGCCCGCAGGAGGCUGCGGCUGUCGGCGGACGAGGUUUCCAGCCCCAGUACCCCCGAGGCUCCUGACUCCCCCGACGCCCCAGACAUCCCAGCCUGCCCUUCUCUGGGCCAGAAGAUAAAGAAAUCCACCCCCGCAGCAGGUCAGCCGCCCCACCUGACAUCCCCGCAGGACCAGGACACCAUCUCUGAGCUUGCGUCAUGCCUGCAACGGGCCCGGGAGCUGGGGGCAAGAGUCCGGGCGCUGAAGGCCAGUGCCCAGGAUGCUGCUGAAUCCUGCACCCCAGAGGCCGAGGGCCACCCUGAGGAGCCAUGUGGCGAGAAGGCGCCCGCCUACCAGCGCUUCCAUGCCCUGGCCCAGCCUGGCCUGCCGGGGCUCGUGCUUCCCUACAAGUACCAGGUGCUGGCAGAGAUGUUCCGCAGCAUGGACACCAUCGUGGGCAUGCUCCACAACCGCUGCGAGACGCCCACCUUUUCCAAGGUCCAGCGGGGCGUCCAGGACAUGAUGCGCAGGCGUUUUGAGGAGCGCAAUGUUGGCCAGAUCAAAACCGUGUACCCGGCCUCCUACCGCUUCCGCCAGGAGCGCAGCGUCCCCACCUUCAAGGACGGUGUCAAGAGGUCAGAUUACCAGCUCACCAUCGAGCCACUGCUGGAGCAGGAGGCUGACGGAGCAGCCCCGCAGCUCACGGCCUCGCACCUCCUGCAGCGACGGCAGAUCUUCAGCCAGAAGCUGGUGGAGCAUGUUAAGGAGCACCACAAGGCCUUCCUGGCCUCCCUGAGCCCCCCCAUGGUGGUGCCGGAGGACCAGCUGACCCGCUGGCACCCGCGCUUCAACGUGGAUGAAGUGCCGGACAUCGAGCCGGCUGCGCUGCCCCAGCCACCUGCCACGGAGAAACUCACCACUGCCCAGGAGGUGCUGGCCCGGGCCCGCAACCUGAUUUCACCCAGGAUGGAGAAGGCCUUGAGUCAGUUGGCCCUACGCUCUGCUGUGCCCAGCAGCCCCGGGUCUCCCAGGCCAGCACUGCCGGCUACCCCACCAGCCACCCCGCCUGCAGCCUCUCCCAGCGCUCUGAAGGGCGUGUCCCAGGAUCUGCUGGAGCGGAUCCGAGCCAAAGAGGCACAGAAGCAGCUGGCACAGAUGACGCGGUGCCCGGAGCAGGAGCAGCGGCUGCAGCGCUUAGAACGGCUGCCUGAGCUGGCCCGCGUGCUGCGCAGCGUCUUCGUGUCCGAACGCAAGCCUGCACUCAGCAUGGAGGUGGCCUGUGCCAGGAUGGUGGGCAGCUGUCGCACUGUCAUGAGCGCCGGGGAGAUGGAGAAGCACCUGCUGCUCCUCUCUGAGCUGCUGCCGGACUGGCUCAGCCUCCACCGCAUCCGCACCGACACCUACGUCAAGCUGGACAAGGCUGCGGACCUGGCCCACGUCACUGCACGCCUGGCCCACCAGGCACGAGCUGAGGAGGGGCUGUGAGCCUGGGGGCCACUGUGGACAGACGUGGGCUUCAGGAGCCUUCGAGAGGGCCAGAGCCAGCCAGCUUUGAAGAUGCGGCCCUGGCCCGGAUACAGGCAGCCUGGAGAAGCAGGGCAGCACAAGGAGGACAUCCCUGGAGCCUCCGGAAGAGACUGGCCUCUGCCCUCACCUUGACUUCAUCACUUCUGACUUUCAGUACUUCUGACCUCCUGAACUCUAAUAAAGUCAUGCUUACAGCCACUA
Molecule: messenger RNA, 2021 nt
Organism: Symphalangus syndactylus (siamang)
Lineage: Eukaryota; Metazoa; Chordata; Mammalia; Primates; Hylobatidae
Gene: CDT1
Product: chromatin licensing and DNA replication factor 1
Biological process (GO): regulation of DNA-templated DNA replication initiation; DNA replication preinitiation complex assembly; DNA replication checkpoint signaling
Cellular component (GO): nucleus
Molecular function (GO): DNA polymerase binding; DNA binding
Source: RefSeq, a predicted model, not a curated record